AUGGCUGAAGAAGAACAUCAAGAAAUGGGCAUUGAUAAUGUGGAUGCAAUUGAAGUGCAAAAACUUGAUAUGCUACAUGAUACAAUUCCUAGUCAAUUUAUACCAAAAGUUGGGAUGGAGUUUGAGACUAAAGAUGCAGCAUAUAAUUUUUAUAAUGAUUAUGCUUAUAGAGUGGGUUUCGGUGCAAGGAUUAGCAAAGGACAUAAAGAUAAAUAUGGGAAGAUAGUCAAUAGAGUAUUUUGUUGUUCAUGCGAAGGAUAUCAUGGGAAAGAUAUGCGAGAAGAUAAUGUCAAAAAUCCUCGACCACAAUCAAGAUUUGGUUGUUUGGCAAAGAUGAAAGUUAAUAGUCGUUUGACGGGAAAGUAUCGUGUAACUGAAUUUAUUGCUAAGCAUGCACAUGAGACUACAACUCCUAGUAAGAGUCAUUUUCUUAGAUCUCAAAGGAAAAUGAAUAUUCCUCAAGUAGUUGAGGUUCAUUUAGCAAAUGAUUCUGUAAUUACUUCAGUAAGGAUUUUAAUAAAUGCAUCUAUGAAUAUGAAGAGGAAGAAGAGUGUAUAG
Messenger RNA from Cajanus cajan (pigeon pea), 558 nucleotides. The record is from RefSeq and is a predicted model, not a curated record. NCBI's taxonomy places the organism in Eukaryota, Viridiplantae, Streptophyta, Magnoliopsida, Fabales, Fabaceae.